AUGUUUAGCUCGUUCAGAAAUGGCCGCAACCUUGUUGAAAAUUGUGAUGUAAGUGAUGGCGAAAUAUCACGUAAGUAUUGCUUUUCUUUCGCACUUUUGACUGAGAUUUUUUAACAUUUUCUUUAAAUUUUCAGUUGACAACACUCUUUUGUUUAUUUUGUAUGUUUAUGUUGAUGGGCAGACACGUAGAUAUGGCCUAAGCCACAAAGCACUAAUCAAGGUAAGAUGACACUGUGAUUGUUUACAUUUAGGUUGAUAAACUUUCGAGGAAAUUGCGUCACAAAAUAGUCCGAUUUUAGUGCAUUUUGUUAGUUGUUUUUUUAUGCAUUUUUUGUCGACUUAAUUUCAUGUAGUGUCUUUCAAAUAUGUCAUAAUGUAAAGACAAUUGGUCAAUUUGUGGCUUUACAACAAUUAAAAUUAGAAAUAAGGUCGUAUUUUAUUAAAAAUUUGCCGAAAAUUUGCCCCAUUGUAUGAGCUUUGCCUGGCAAUUUGUUGCUAAGACCCAAAUCACCACUAAGGAGUAAACUGAGAAAAUGAUGUCAUUGUGGCACUAGGUUGCUAAAUGUAACUAAAUUUGUCAUCUGGCAACCAGAUAUGUUGUGAAUUGUUGGUUAAUUUGAAUUUCAUCUGUUUUUAUGUAGCAUUAUCACUUUGCAUUAUGGGCAAGUCUCGAAUAGGACGAAGGAGAAAAUAUUCCCACAGAAUAUACAAAACGAGCACCACAGAUAUUAUCGACGAUGAUCAGGGUUUACCAUACAAGUUUCAGUUCCACCUACGAAAUUUGCCAGCAACAAUCUUCACUCACCCAUCUAUCAACAAUUUUAUUGAAGUCUUCGAAUUAUUGGUUAAUGUUGACAUUUUGGCUGAGAGAUGGACCUUGGUUAACCAUGAUCAUCCAUUCCUGAUGCUUUCCACUUUUUGUGAAAAUGGGACAUUGCCUCCAAGUGUUGAAAAAACCGUGAUUGUCAAUGAAGACCUGACAUGGAACUGUAUAAUUAAGAAUAAGAAUGUGAAGGAGAAUGUACAUGGAAUUUGCAACACUUUAAAUAACACAAAUGCCUUUGUUAUGCUGUUGGAUUUUAUGGAUGCUUGCAAAGUAUGCUCUGGCAUACAAGACAAUAAACUUAUUGAAUUGUCUAAGUUGAAAAACCGGAAUGGAGUGUUUAAAGAUCGACAAGGGAAUAUCAGAGGUGAACUGAAAGAUGAUGACGUUAUCAGACCAGUUGAUUGCUGUGGAGUUGUCCCAACAACUGCCAAUGGUAAUUUGUGUGACUGUUGUAAAUCAUACCGUAAAUGCCUUCUGACAAUUUUGCUAAGAGAAAAACGUAAGUUGCUGUGUGAAGUAUCUGUGGUGAAAGCAAAUACCAAGGUCAACAGUCAUUGUCCAUGGAAACAUCUAUCGGAAGAAGAACACAAACAAAGGGUAAAUAAUUGCAGGCAAGGUAGACAACAACAAUUUCGUCAAAUUCAACGGCUAAAAAAGAGAUUUGAAGAUGAAUCUAUUGAACUUGUACCAGAUGACCAUACAGUAAUGGAAACUCUCUUCACUGACUUGCAGUCACAAAACAAAUGUGAAAAUAAGAACGACUUUAAAUCCUUGUUGCUAGAAGAGCAAGAGAAAGCAAUGGAAUGCUCCGAUAAAAGGGGAAGAAGAUGGCACCCUCUAAUAAUUAGGUGGUGCUUUCAGAUGCAUGCAACAUCCCCAAAAGCAUACCAGAUGCUAAGGGAAAGUGGUAUAUUAACUCUACCUCAUAGUAGGACAUUACAUGACUACAGUCAUUGCUUUAAGGCUAACAUAGGUUUUGAUUCUAACUUUUUAGAUAUAGUUAAGAAAGAUUUUUUAGGAAGAUGUAAUCCUAAAGAAUGUGAUUCAUGGAUAGGAAUCAUUCAUGACGAAGUCUCUUUGCGGCAGGACCUUGUAUUCGAUGAUUCAGGUAGGCUUGUUGGGUUUGUUAAUUUGGGCUCCACACAGAAUGCUAUUGAUUCCUUGGAGGAUUCACUUUCAGUAGGGGGAUGUUCUACUAGUUCGCCAGUAGAGGCAACACACAUGAUUCAGUUUAUGGCUGUUAGCCUAUGUUCUGAUUGGAAAAUGCCAAUUGCAUUCUUUCCAACAACCACAAUUAAGUCUUUUGCACUGUUUAAUCUCUUUUGGAAAUGUGUUGAAGAAUUAGAGGAGAGGGAUUUUAAGGUUCUUACCACAACUUGUGAUGGUGCAUCCCCUCACCGUACGUUUUAUAAGUAUCAUAUCAUACCAGGUGAUACUCGAACAAAAAUACUUUAUAAAACACCAAAUCCAUAUGCUGAUGAAGAGCGACCGUUAUUCUUUAUCUGUGAUCCAGUUCACCUUUUAAAGACUACCCGUAACAACUGGGAAAAUAGUUUUUGGAAAAAUAAAACAAAAAAAUUAAGGAACAACAAUAGGUGGAUAAGUUGGCUACAGUUAAUUGAUGCUUUUGAAAAUGAUAUAAAUGAUUCAAAUGCCUCAGGUUUGCGGAUUCUUCAUAAAUUAAACAAUGAUCAUCUUUUUCUGAAUCCAUACUUAAGAAUGAGGGUUUAUUUAGCUGCCCAGGUUUUCAGUAAUAGGGUUGCUUGUGCCAUGACAGUUCAGGGAAAAGCAGGGACGGAAGAAACCAUUAAGUUUGUUAAGAACAUGAACGACUUUUUUGACUGUCUUAAUGCCAACAAAGUUUCUACUAAAUUUGAGUUUAAGAGUGUUUACCGUUGUGCAGAUGAUAGGAGGCUUGUUUGGCUUAAAACUGACUUUUUGAAGUAUUUUCAGGAUUGGGAGGAAUGGGCUUUAGGUCAGACAGACGUGCCAUUAUCCGAGCGUAAGCAGUACUUUAUAAGUGAUCAAACUUGGGAAGGUUUGCAGAUCUGUAUUAACUCAUUUAGGUUGUGCAGUUUUUGCUUAAAAUUCCAGAUGUAGAUUAUGUUGUUGCCACUAAGUUUAAUCAGGACCCAAUAGAGAAGUUCUUUGGAAAGUUACGGCAGCAGAGGGGUGCAUAUGGGACCUUUACAUGUAGUGAAUUCCAACAAUCUUUUGCUAGUACUUCCUUUUGCCAGACUCAUGCAAUGAAAGUUGUUAGACGGUUGAAGAGGAAUGGUGGUUCUCUUGAUGACCUUGAUCCAGACUUGAAAAUAGCUAAGCAUAAGGUCAUAAAGAAAUAG
Molecule: messenger RNA, 3168 nt
Organism: Paramuricea clavata
Lineage: Eukaryota; Metazoa; Cnidaria; Anthozoa; Malacalcyonacea; Plexauridae
Source: the annotation of a GenBank genome assembly